This is a messenger RNA of Pocillopora meandrina, 2277 nucleotides long. NCBI's taxonomy places the organism in Eukaryota, Metazoa, Cnidaria, Anthozoa, Scleractinia, Pocilloporidae. The record is from the annotation of a GenBank genome assembly.
UCAGACGCUUCACUGAUUGCCAACUACGAUGUGAAAAGAUGUUACGAAGUAGACAUCACAUUUCACUAUGAAAUCCAGGGAGGUCUUACAAGUAGCACCAUAAGUAACACCAGAAGGACGUUUUCUGGUCUUCUUAGUGGAAUAUCCACCAUUCUCUCCACUCUCCCUGCGUGCAGUAGUGUCACAGUCACCAGGAAAGAUAUAAUAAACUCUCUCCCAGGAGUGCGAAGUGUUUUUUUUAGAAUACCACUGAUAUUUACAGCAUCAACAAGUGUGCCAGAUUAUGAAGUUUCCAAGAAGCUGUUUGACUGUAUCAGUACUCUAUCUGCCUACAAGCAAUUUUUGGACUCAAAUACUCCAAAAAUAAAGCAAGGAGAUAUGACUUACUCCACCUACAAUUUAUCCUCAAUAUCAAAUACGACAUCAUGCUGUGGUGGAGAUAUACCGCCGCCUUGCUGUGCUGUGGGCUCAAUACGGAUUAACAGCACCAAAUGUGGUGAGUUACCAACAACCAAUAACCAACACAGCGGUCAAACAUGAGGCAUGCACAAAUGAAAUAGUUUCGGCCGGCCGUCCGUCCGCCAAGUUCCCGAGAAAAAUUUAAAGAAAAAUGUAAAGAUACCGCUUCUACCUAAAAUUCACGAAAAUGAGUUGAAAUGUUCACAGAAAGCUGUAAAGAGAAAGAGAAGUAGGGAAGAGGAGAACUUGAAACUACUCUGACAUAAAUAUUAUUUCAUUACGGAUAUUCUGUUGAUUUACUAUCAGUUUCGGGCUCUACAGAAAACUUUAUUCGCUUUUGAAAUGUCAUGAUUUACUGGUUUGUGAGUUUGAAAAGCCUGAAAGCACUGUAUAGGGCCGCAUUGUGUGACACCAAUCGUUCCAAUCUUUGUACUCGAGAUUAUUUCUCUCGUCGUACAUGCGCAGACGUUUGACCAUUGCAUUCCUCUAACCGAAUCCCUAUCCUAGCUUCGAUUCUCAUCCGCUGGUUAGGAGUGAGCCCACGCUCCUCCACCAAGAGACCUUCUCGGGAGGAUCGAAGACGAGAAUCGAGAGAAUGAUGAAAGUCGAGCUUACCUUAACCUCCAACAGACAGCUUAAAAAAAUUCAAAGAAACUUAAAAGCGCUUAAUUUUGGCGUUUCAUCUAUACAAUGUUUUCGAGCCAAAGAAAUCUAUUGUCAGAUUUCUACAAGCUAUCGGCUCAUGACAACACAGAAGUGAAUUGUCUGCGCUUGGUGGCACUCCACGCGCAAAAGUGGUAUCAAUUGGUGAUUAAUUAAACCUAUUUCAAAUCUAAGCCGAGACAGACGUAAAUUUUUUUUGUCUUUCUUUUUUGCUUAGGCUGCUUGCCUGGGUUUAAAUUCGUUCCCGACAGUCUAUGUGUCCGUUGUCCGUCAGACACUUAUCAGAACAAUCAGGGUCAAAGGUCAUGCGAGAAAUGUCCAGCAAAGAAACAGACAUUUGGAAAAACAGGAAUGACAAGCGAGUCCAAUUGCUCAGGUAUGACAUUGAACAAAACGGUGUAAGUGAAAUAGAUAUAACGUAAAUCAAAGAGUGUACAGGAGCAAGGAUCCAUUCACUACUAGUUCUAUUUAGGUUUUUACUUUGUCAGAAUCAGCCUCGUGUAUAUUUUCUUGAUUUUUUUAUCCUUUACAGACACAAAUCCAUUGCAGCUCAGUGAUCAGGUCGUUUAUCUGCCUUAUGACAUCAAAUCUGAAACUCUCGUCACGAAUGUUACUGUCACGGGGCGCUUAGAGUCUUUGGUUCAACCGUUGUUGUUUUACAUGGAGAAUGUCACGCAACAACAAUUGUCACGCAGUGAGUCAAAACGGAAACGGCGCGACAUUGACGACUUUUGUGAAGGUGCUGGCACUGUCAAGCCAAUGAGUUAUUUCUGUGUUCACCGUCUUACAGGGGGAAUUGAAGUCACGGACGAUUUUCAGUUUAAAAAUGGUGACGAAUUUGAUGUAAAAAUCCGCGUCACAGACAGCGAUCAGUGGGGAAAAACUGAAAACACUGCCAAGAUCAGAUUUAUUCCACGCGACCUUUGUUGGAAUCUCCGAGCAAUUUAUGACGUAGCCGUCAAAAACUGUCUCAAUAAUUCGUCAUCUGUCACUAGACAGAACUGGUGCUUGAGUGAGCGUUGUGUGAAAUUUUGUCACAGAUGGAAAGAGGCACUGAUCAAUACAAGUAGAGUGACGUUACAGACGAAUUGUUCAUUUGAUCCUCACAAUCUAGCAGCUGUCAUGCGUGAACACCCGAGUUGUCCUAGUGAUAUA